AUGUUAGUUCAUCCUUUCACGGUUAUCUCAUCGUCAAAAAGUCUCGAGAAACGCGAUGUUGAGGUAAAACAUUGGACAAUAGUAGUGGCGGUGUUAUCAGUUGCAGGACCCUGUAUUUUAACGGAAGGCACGCCCAUACGAAUCGGCAAGAAGCUGAAGAACCGUUACAAGGGUCGCUUUUACGAGAAGGACCCAGAUUCUCAGAUACCUUGGCCUAAUAUUCCACCGGAAUACAUGUCUCCAAGAGUUGUUUAUUCAAGUGUGAAGCCAAUGCAUUCUUUGGAGGCAACGUUUGACGAUGAAAUUGAAGGGGAUUACCGGCAGAAUUCAACUCGGGAUAUUACAACGUGGGGGCCUACGCUGUCCCAGAGACGGACUAAGCGGCAAGCGUUAAGAGACAGGUUGCAGCGACAACGAGAGUUUAAUCGGCACGUUGGGAAAUCAGUGUGCGCUACAACGUACGCCUGGUCCGAACUGACGGAAGCGGAGGACUGGUGGGGUAAUAUGGUCCGGGUUGCUCAGCAUAUAGAUAGCGGUAACACACGGGUUAAACAGUAUAUUUAUGAAGCGUAUUGCCUAAAUGGCGAACAUGCGUCGUGCAGCGCCAUUGACACUGACCUGUAUCGGUCGUCUUGUCAAACGAGAUUCCUUUGGGUGUACGCAAAGGUUAUUCGUCACGGGGACAUGGAGGGAUGGAAUCUCAUUAAGAUGCAUGUCAUCGACAUACUAACACCUUACUGUGCAGACAGUAUUGUCAAGAAACUGGUUCACCUCAAGUUCCGCAGAAUCCGCGAAUUCGCCCCAGAUAUCGAAUGA
Messenger RNA from Lineus longissimus, 816 nucleotides. Its product is annotated as neurotrophin-3-like. Gene Ontology annotation, molecular function: nerve growth factor receptor binding; growth factor activity. The record is from RefSeq and is a predicted model, not a curated record. The transcript is spliced from 3 exons. Gene Ontology annotation, biological process: neuron projection morphogenesis; positive regulation of peptidyl-serine phosphorylation; regulation of neuron differentiation. The coding region runs from base 1 to 816 and encodes 271 amino acids. NCBI's taxonomy places the organism in Eukaryota, Metazoa, Nemertea, Pilidiophora, Heteronemertea, Lineidae.